Molecule: messenger RNA, 1020 nt
Organism: Sus scrofa (pig)
Lineage: Eukaryota; Metazoa; Chordata; Mammalia; Artiodactyla; Suidae
Source: RefSeq, a predicted model, not a curated record
CAGGUUUUCAACUUCUCUAAGUCAGCAGUUUCUACCUCUAUAAAUGGGGCAUAUACCAGUGCCUCCCUCACUCAAUUGUUGGGAAAGCAUUUAGAUGAUGGUGAUGCUUCUCAGGCAGCCCUGUGCCCCAGGUGCCAGCAAAAUCAGGAGUUCUCUGACUGAUGAAGAAGAGGGCAGCCAGGAAGAGCCAGAGAACACACCCUACCCCCUCUGCCCAGAGCCUGGGAAUCAAGCCUGUGCCGGGGGCCCAGGCCCAGCAGGUUAAGAUCAGGUGACCUUGGCUGUUCCCUGACCUCUCAGAGCUUCAGAUGCCUCAUCUGUGAAAUGGGGAGAAACUCAGCUCAUUGUGUGGCUGUGCCUGAAAUCAUGUCCUGCCCGGUACACAGCAGGCCGGGAUAUAAGCCCUGCAGGGAAAGCGCUGAGCUGAGGAGGAGGCUGCAGCAGUCCAGCCCUUGGGACUCCUCUCGCCUUCCAUUUCCUGAUCUUCUCUCUGCCUCUGGAGCUGUCGCUAUGGUGACAGUGCGCAGACCCUGGCCCGCCAUGGCCACUGUGCUGCUGGGCCUGCUCAUCUGCCUGGGGACACUGGUCGACGCCUACCCCGCCAAACCCGAGGCUCCCGGCGAAGACGCCUCGCCGGAGGAGCUGAGCCGCUACUACGCCUCCCUGCGCCACUACCUCAACCUGGUCACUCGGCAGAGGUAUGGGAAACGUGACAGCCCAGACGCUCUUCUCUCCAAACUGCUCUUCCCUGAAGGCGAGGACCGCCCCGUCAAGUCGUGGCCAGAAGGCGCCUACCUAUGGUGACCACCCCCCAGACUCCUGGGAGAUAUGCUAAUACACCGAUCUCAUUUGCAUGUUUGCUCGCGAUCCCAGAACCAGGAUUCCUCUCCCUGCCUGCUGCAUCUGAGAAGGGUUUGGGGUGGGGUCCUCAUUCCAUUUCUCGGUGCCCUCGCUCCCUGGGUUGGAGGGCGUUGUGCUGUCCUUCCUCGGUCCCUAAAUAAAGAGCAAAUUUCACUCAAA